CCACCUAACUUCUUACAGCUUUGCCUGUCAGACAACGUUAUGGCUUUCAUUUUGCCAAUUGAACUCUGCGAGAAGCAGUGGAAGUAAGCGGACAGCAUGGCUGCGGAAGGCGAGAAAAAACGACUCUUGGAGAUGGUCCAGGCUGAUGGGGCAGAUGAGGGCUCCGUCACAUUUGUGAUGCAUGAUGAAGACCAUACCCUGGGAAACUCCCUGCGAUACAUGAUCAUGAAAAAUGAGUGCGUUGAGUUCUGCGGCUACACCAUCACACACCCAUCUGAAAACAAGAUCAACUUUCGCAUUCAGACCAAAGAUGGAACUCCAGCCAUUGAGCCUCUUAGGAGGGGCCUAAAUGAGCUCUGUGAUGUUUGUCAACAUGUUCUCAACACCUUUGAGGCCAGAGUAAACGAGUCCCAAGAGAAGCAGGAGCAACCCAUGGAGUGAAAGAAGAUCAUCAUGCAAAUUGACGUCAUCCGUAUCUUCCUGUGAAUAUGUUAUUUAUGUUUUUUUUUAACAUAUACAUUAUAUAAGUCAUGGCUCAUUCCAACAUUUGUACAGGUUCUGUUUUUGUGAGCAAAUUACAUUUUUGUAUUUGAUCUUGAAUUGUUGGCAUGUGGAGUAAAAACAUGACAUCAAACUUAAGAA
This is a messenger RNA of Doryrhamphus excisus (bluestripe pipefish), 642 nucleotides long. RefSeq names its product RNA polymerase I and III subunit D (gene polr1d). Gene Ontology annotation, cellular component: RNA polymerase III complex; RNA polymerase I complex. The record is from RefSeq and is a predicted model, not a curated record. Lineage: Eukaryota; Metazoa; Chordata; Actinopteri; Syngnathiformes; Syngnathidae. Gene Ontology annotation, molecular function: protein dimerization activity; DNA binding. Gene Ontology annotation, biological process: transcription elongation by RNA polymerase I; transcription by RNA polymerase III.